Messenger RNA from Entamoeba invadens IP1, 798 nucleotides. Its product is annotated as 40S ribosomal protein S3A, putative. Gene Ontology annotation, molecular function: structural constituent of ribosome. Gene Ontology annotation, cellular component: cytosol; ribosome. The coding region runs from base 1 to 798 and encodes 265 amino acids. The transcript has a single exon. The record is from RefSeq and is a predicted model, not a curated record. Gene Ontology annotation, biological process: translation. Lineage: Eukaryota; Evosea; Mastigamoebida; Endamoebidae.
AUGGCUACAGGCAAGAACAAGAAGUAUAAGGCAGGAAACGUCAAGAAGGGCAACAAGCGUAAGAUCGCUGAGCCAUUUUCGAAGAAGGAGUGGUACAACGUGAAGGUCCCAAAGAACUUUAAGAGAAGAAAUGUUGGACAAAUUGUAGUCAACAAGACCACUGGUACAAAGGUUGCUUCAGACCAAUUGAGAGGAAGAGUAGUCGAAGUCAAUUUGGCCGACCUUAUGGAAAGUGAGAAGUACGGAGCAUACAACUACAAGUUCAGAUGCGAGGACGUCAAUGGAAAGGACUGCCUCAUGGUCUUCCACUCAUUGAAAUUGACCACUGACAAACUUAGAAGCAUCGUCAAGAAGUGGUGCACUUUGAUCGAGACUUCUGUUGAUGUCAAGACCACUGACGGAAACACCAUCAGAGUCUUCUGCAUUGGUUUCACCACUAGAAAACCAAGUCAGAUCAAGAAGACUUCAUAUGCUAAAAAGGGACAAGCCAAACUUAUUAGAAAGAUCAUGGGAGCCAUCAUCACUAAACAAGCCAUCAAUAAAGACUUGCCACAGUUCGUCGACUUCUUGAGAGAGCCAACUCUCACCCAAACCAUCAUCCAAAGAGCCGAAAAAAUCUUCCCAAUCGACAAUGUCUACAUCCGUAAGGUUAAGAUCCUCAAGUCCGGUAAAAUCGAUUCUUUGAAACUCCUCGAACAACACCAAGACGCUAAUGAAGUCGUCGAGUCCAUCCCAGCUGAAGAACCAGUCGAAGAAGAAAUCAAGGAGGUGGCCGAAGAAGAAGCUAAACAAGCCUAA